AUGGUGGCCUUGUCCUUAAAGAUCUGUGUGCGCCAGUGCAAUGUGGUGAAGACGAUGCAGUUUGAGCCGUCCACCCCUGUAUAUGACGCAUGCAGGAUCAUCAGAGAGCGAGUUCCUGAAGCACAGACGGGACAAGCCUCAGAUUAUGGCCUCUUCCUCUCCGAUGAUGAUCCCCGGAAAGGAAUCUGGCUUGAGUCUGGGAGAACGCUGGAUUACUACAUGCUGCGAAAUGGAUGGGAGCUGAGAUAUUUAUGCCUCACUACUUGCUGGGAGCGAAUUCAGUUUGCAGUGGAGGCUGUAGUGAGGAUUAGUGAGGCUGUGGAUAUCAUUAAGCUUCCCUUCCUGUUUUCUCAGGAUGUCUUGGAGUAUAAGAAGAAACAAAGGCCACAGAAGAUCAAAAUGCUGGAUGGUGCAGUAAAAACCAUCAUGGUGGAUGACUCAAAAACAGUUGGCGAGCUACUUGUAACAAUAUGCAGUAGAAUAGUGCAUUUUCUUCAAAACGUUCUGUCCUUUGAGAUAUCCUUGGCCAACUUUUCAGGAAUCACCAACUAUGAGGAGUACUCCCUCAUCCAAGAGGUGACAGAGGACAAGAAGGAGGAUGGAAUGGGGACGCUAAAGAAAGACAGAACCCUGCUGCUCCGAGAUGAGAGGAAAAUGGAAAAGCUCAAAGCCAAGCUCCACACAGAUGAUGAUUUGAACUGGUUGGACCACAGCCGGACAUUCAGGGAGCAGGGAGUGGAGGAAAGUGAGACCCUGCUGCUCAGGCGCAAGUUCUUCUAUUCAGACCAGAACGUGGACUCCCGAGAUCCGGUCCAGCUGAACCUCCUCUAUGUCCAGGCAAGAGAUGAUAUAUUGAAUGGAUCCCACCCUGUCUCCUUUGAUAAAGCUUGCGAGUUUGCAGGGUUCCAAGCUCAGAUCCAGUUCGGACCCCAUGUAGAGCACAAGCACAAACCGGGAUUCUUGGACUUGAAGGAGUUCCUGCCCAAAGAAUAUAUCAAGCAGAGAGGAUCUGAAAAGAAAAUAUUCCAAGACCAUAAGAAUUGUGGCGAGAUGACAGAGAUUGAGGGAAAAGUGAAGUAUGUGAAGCUGGCCAGGUCCCUGCAAACCUAUGGAGUGUCUUUCUUCUUAGUUAAGCAACCCAAGCCUGUGGAGAUCACGCUCAAUAAAGCAGCAGUUAAACAAGCCCCAACUCUGCUGGGUCACUUCAUAGAGGCCCUUCACCCCUUCCAUUUUGGGCUACAAGUCUCGGACAUAGUGUGUGUCACUAUGGGAUGGCCCCACCUGAAUGGCAUAGGGAUUUUGCAUGAGAAGAUGAAGGGUAAAAACAAGCUAGUUCCAAGGCUGCUGGGGAUAACCAAGGAGUCUGUGAUGAGAGUUGAUGAAAAGACAAAGGAUGUGGUGCAGGAAUGGCCCCUGACAACAGUCAAGAGAUGGGCAGCCUCCCCCAAGAGCUUCACUCUGGAUUUUGGCGAGUACCAGGAAAGUUACUACUCUGUCCAGACCACAGAGGGAGAGCAGAUAUCACAACUUAUCGCAGGAUAUAUUGACAUUAUUCUUAAAAAGAAGCAGAGUAAAGAUCGUUUUGGCCUUGAGGGAGACGAAGAAUCCACCAUGCUGGAGGAAUCAGUUUCUCCAAAGAAAUCCACAAUUUUGCAGCAGCAGUUCAAUCGGGUGGGCCGUGUGGAACAUGGAUCAGUGGCCCUUCCAGGCAUUAUACGGUCUGGCUCCAUUGGCGGUCCUGAUACCUUCAAUGUGGGCAUGAUGCCCUCUGCCCAGCAACAAAUCACCACGGGGCAGAUGCACAGAGGACACAUGCCUCCACUGAGUCUCGCACAGCAGGCCUUGAUGGGAACCAUCAACAGCAGCAUGCAGGCAGUGCAGCAGGCCCAGGCGGACCUGGGACAUGUAGAUAAUCUGCCUCCAUUGGGCCAUGACUUAGCAUCCAGGGUUUGGGUUCAGAACAAGGUGGAUGAAUCCAAACAUGAAAUCCACUCCCAGGUUGAUGCCAUCACAGCUGGAACUGCAUCAGUGGUCAAUCUCACAGCAGGCGAGCCUACGGAGACGGACUACACAGCGGUGGGAUGCGCCAUCACCACCAUAUCCUCCAACCUCACCGAAAUGUCCCGGGGGGUCAAGCUGCUCGCAGCCUUAAUGGAUGACGAGGUGGGGAGUGGACACAAGCUCAUGGGUGCUGCCAGGAUGCUGGCGGGAGCAGUGUCGGAUCUCCUCAGAUCUGUUGAGCCGGCGGCCGCUGAGGUGAGGCACCUACUAAUUACGCUGGUGAUUUGGAUCCUCAGCGCUCACAAACGCGCGUACGAUCAAUUUUCUGGGCCCUGUGAGAGCGAGCGGGGCUUGUGUAAUGAAUGUGCUGAUGUCAUCCUCGUGCAGCCCAGACAGACAGUGCUGACUGCAGCAGGAAGCAUCGGACAGGCCAGCGGGGACCUGCUCCGUCACAUGGGGGAGGGCGAGACUGAUGAGAAGUUCCAGGUUGGACACCACCCACUCACUGACACCCUGAUGAAUCUGGCCAAAGCAGUGGCCAAUGCAGCUGCUAUGUUGGUCCUGAAGGCCAAGAACGUGGCCCAGGUGGCCGAGGACACCAUGCUCCAGAACCGAGUGAUUGCAGCUGCCACUCAGUGUGCCCUGUCAACCUCACAGCUGGUGGCCUGCACCAAGGUGGUAAGCCCAACCAUCAGCUCCCCGGUGUGUCAGGAGCAGCUUGUCGAAGCCGGUAAACUGGUGGACCGGUCUGUUGAGACCUGUGUGAAAGCUUGCCGCUCAGCCAAUGAUGACGGCGAGCUGCUGAAACAAGUCAGUGCAGCAGCUGGCGUGGUGAGCCAGGCUCUCAGUGACCUACUGCAACAUGUCCGCCAUUACGCCAGCUGCGGAGAGCCCAUCGGACGCUACGACCAGGCUACAGACACCAUUAUGAAUGUGACGGAAAACAUUUUCACUUCUAUGGGUGAUGCUGGUGAGAUGGUGCGACAGGCCAGGGUGUUGGCCCAGGCCACCUCUGACCUGGUAAACGCCAUGAGGUCCGAUGCAGAGGCAGAAGUUGAUGUUGAUAACUCAAAGAAGCUGCUGGCUGCAGCCAAACUUCUGGCUGAUGCAACUGCCCGGAUGGUGGAGGCUGCUAAGGGGGCAGCCGCCUACCCAGAGAAUGAGGACCAGCAGCAGAGGCUCAGGGAGGCGGCUGAGGGGUUGCGUGUUGCCACGAAUGCAGCAGCACAAAAUGCAAUAAAGAAAAAACUUGUCAACAGGCUGGAGUUAGCUGCCAAACAGGCGGCGGCCGCCGCGACUCAGACCAUUGCAGCUGCACAGAAUGCAGCUGCUUCCAACAAAAACACGGCCUCACACCAGCAGUUAGUACACAGCUGCAAGGCUGUUGCAGAUAGCAUCCCCCAAUUGGUGCAAGGGAUGAGAAGCAGUCAGGCUCAGCCCGAGGAGCUUGGCCCUCAGCUUGCCCUCAUCAUGGCCAGCCAGAGCUUCUUACAGCCUGGAAGUAAGAUGGUGACGUCAGCAAAGUCAGCAGUUCCCACUGUGGCCGACCAGGCUGCUGCUAUGCAACUGGGCCAGUGUGCCAAGAAUUUAGCAACCUGCCUGGCGGAGCUCAGAACUGCCACCCAAAAGCUAGAAAAAUGUGCACAGGAUUUGGGCAGUACCUCCAAAGCUGUCGGCUCCUCCAUGGCCCAAUUGUUGACAUGUGCUGCCCAGGGAAAUGAACAUUAUACAGGUAUUGCCGCCAGAGAGACAGCACAGGCUUUAAGGACAUUGGCCCAAGCUGCCCGUGGUGUGGCAGCUAGUACCAAAGAGCCUCAAGCGGCAGCUGCAAUGCUGGACUCAGCCCAGUGCGUUAUGGAAGGCUCAGCCAUGCUGAUCCACGAGGCCCAUCAGGCUCUGGUUCAUCCAGGAGAUGCUGAGAGUCAGCAGAGACUGGCACAGGUAGCCAAAGCCGUGUCACACUCCCUGAAUAAUUGUGUGAAUUGCCUGCCAGGCCAGAAGGAUGUUGAUAUGGCCCUCAGGAGCAUCGGGGAGGCCAGCAAGAAGCUGCUUGUUGACUACCUCCCUCCCUGCAGUAAGACAUUCCAGGAGGCCCAAACUGAUCUGAACCACACAGCAGCUGAACUCAACCACUCAGCAGGCGAGGUCGUCCACUCCUCUCGUGGAACAAGCGGCCAGCUGGCUGCAGCCUCUGGGAAGUUCAGCCAAGACUUUGAUGAGUUCCUGGAUGCUGGCAUUGAGAUGGCAGGACACACCCAAUGCAAGGAAGACCAGAUCCAAGUCAUCGGUAAUCUGAAGAACAUCUCCAUGGCAUCCAGUAAACUCCUCCUGGCUGCUAAGUCCCUGUCUGUGGAUCCAGGUGCAGCCAAUGCAAAGAAUCUUCUAGCUGUGGCAGCAAGGGCGGUGACAGAGAGCAUUAACCAGCUGAUAACGCUUUGUACCCAGCAAGCAGCGGGACAAAAGGAGUGUGACAACGCCUUAAGGGAAUUGGAGGCUGUCAGAGGUCUCCUAGAAAACCCCAGUGAGCCUGUGAAUGAACUUUCAUACUUUGACUGCAUCGAGAGCGUCAUGGAGAACUCUAAGGUCCUGGGAGAGUCGAUGGCAGGCAUUUCUCAGCACUGUAAGACGGGUGACGUGCUAGCCUUUGGGGAGAGUGUUAGUUUGGCAUCCAAAGCUUUGUGUGGGCUGACAGAGGCUGCAGGACAGGCCACAUAUCUUGUUGGUGUUUCUGAUCCGAAUAGCCAGUCUGGUCAUGAGGGUCUGGUGGAUCCUAUUCAGUUUGCAAGGGCCCACCAAGCUAUACAAAUGGCUUGUCAAAAUCUGGUUGACCCAGCCAGUAGUCCUUCACAGGUCUUGUCUGCAGCAACAAUUGUAGCCAAGCACACCUCGGCUCUCUGUAACGCCUGCCGCCUAGCUUCUUCUAAAACCUCUAACCCUGUGGCUAGGAGGCAGUUUGUCCAGUCAGCCAAAGAGGUGGCCAACACCACAGCCAACCUCGUCAAAACCAUCAAGGUCAACUCCCCAACUGAUCAAAACGUUGAGUGUAAAUUUGUUACAGAAUUUCUUUCAGCCAGUGAGAAGGUGCAAACGUGUACAGCUUCGGAUGGGGAUUUUUCAGAGGAAAACAGAAACAGAUGCCGUGUUGCUACAACUCCACUUCUAGAGGCUGUAGAAAACCUGUCGACCUUUGCCAGCAAUCCUGAGUUUGCAAGCAUCCCAGCCCAGAUCAGUAAUGAGGGCUCGGCAGCGCAGGAGCCUAUUGUGCGUUCGGCUCGCUCCAUGCUGGACAGCUCCACUUACCUUAUUGAAACUGCCCGUUCGCUGGUGCUCAACCCCAAAGAUCCCCCCACUUGGUCCAUUCUAGCCGGCCACUCCCGGACGGUUUCUGACUCCAUCAAGAGUCUAAUCACGUCUAUUAGGGACAAGGCACCAGGUCAGAGGGAGUGUGAUUACUCCAUUGACAGCAUUAAUAAAUGUAUCCGUGACAUUGAGCAAGCGUCCUUGGCUGCAGUUGGGCAAACACUGCCAAGCAGGGAUGAUAUUUCUAUGGAAGCACUCCAGGAGCAGCUGACAUCCUCUGUGCAAGAGAUUGGUCAUCUGAUUGAUCCUGUUUCCACGGCAGCCCGUGGUGAAGCUGCCCAACUGGGACACAAGGUAACCCAGCUGGCCAGCUACUUUGAUCCACUGGUUGUGGCAUCGGUGGGCUUGGCCUCAAAGCUGCAUGACCACCAACAGCAGAUGACAAUCCUGGACCAGACCAAGACCCUAUCCGAGUCCGCCCUCCAGAUGCUUUAUGCUGCUAAGGAAGGUGGAGGAAAUCCAAAGGCGUCGCACACACAUGACGCUAUCUCUGAGGCCGCCCAGCUGAUGAAGGAGGCGGUGGACGACAUCAUGGUGACUUUAAAUGAGGCGGCAAGUGAGGGUGGCAUGGUUGGGGGCAUGGUGGAGUCCAUUGCUGAGUCCAUGGGCAGGCUGGAUGAAGGAACACCUCCUGAACCAGAGGGCUCUUUUGUGGACUAUCAGACCACCAUGGUGAAAUUCUCCAAGGCCAUUGCCAUCACUGCUCAGGAGAUGAUGACUAAGUCAGUAACCUGCCCCGAAGAGCUUGGCGGGCUGGCCUCUCAGGUGACGGUGGACUAUGGACAUCUUGCACACCAGGGACACCUUGCUGCAGCCACUGCAGAGCCAGAAGAGAUAAGGACACGGGUGCAAGAACUGGGCCAUGGCUGUAUUUAUCUGGUCCAAAAAGCUGGUGCUCUGCAGCUCAGUCCCACUGACAGCUUCUCCAAGAGGGAGCUCAUUGAGUGUGCCCGUGCUGUCACAGAAAAGGUGUCCUUGGUACUGUCAGCACUGCAAGCAGGAAACAAAGGCACCCAGGCGUGUAUCACAGCUGCCAGCUCCGUCUCUGGAAUUAUCGCUGACCUGGACACCACCAUCAUGUUCGCCUCAGCUGGAACACUGAAUCCUGAGAGCGAGGAGUCGUUUGCUGAUCACAGGGAAAGCAUCUUGAAGACAGCCAAAGCACUGGUGGAGGACACCAAGCUGCUGGUUGCGGGAGCGGCGUCCAGCCAGGAAAAACUGGCCCAGGCUGCCCACUCGUCAUCCAAGACGAUCACUCAGCUGACGGAGGUGGUGAAACUGGGAGCAACGAGCAUGGGCUCUGAAGACCCAGAGACACAGGUGGUUCUGAUAAACGCCGUACGAGACGUUGCCAAAGCUCUCGCUGAACUCAUUGGUGCCACCAAAUGUGCCGCCGGCAAACCACCUGAUGACCCGUCCAUGUAUCAGCUGAAGAGCGCUGCCAAGGUUAUGGUGACAAACGUCACAUCUCUUCUAAAAACAGUGAAGGCAGUGGAGGAUGAAGCCACUCGUGGGACGAGGGCGUUGGAGGCCACCAUUGAGUGCAUCAAGCAGGAACUGACUAUGUUCCAGUCCAAGGACAUUCCAGACAAGUCCACUUCACCAGAGGAGUUCAUCCGGAUGACAAAGGGCAUCACUGCAGCAACGGCCAAGGCAGUGGCUGCCGGCAACUCUGCUCAGCAGGAGGACGUGAUCGCCACCGCUAACCUGAGCCGCAAAGCCGUCUCCGACAUGCUCGCGACCUGCAAGCAAGCGGCACACCAUCCUGAUGUAGGUGCGGAAUUAAGAAGCAAGGCCCUGCAGUAUGGCUCCGAGUGCUGCGCUGGAUACAUCAACCUUCUGGAGCAAGUGCUGCAGGUGCUGCAGAGACCCAUGCCGGAGCAGAAGCAGCAGCUGGCUGUGCACUCGAAGCAUGUAGCCGCGUGCGUGACAGAGCUCGUCCAGACAGCUGAGGCCAUGAAAGGAUCAGAGUGUGUGGACCCUGAGGACCCCACCGUCAUCGCAGAGACCGAGCUGCUUGGAGCGGCUGCAUCCAUUGAAGCUGCCGCCAAGAAACUGGAGCAGCUCAGGCCUAGGGCCAAGCCCAAGGCAGACGAGACGCUGGAUUUCGAGGAGCAGAUCUUAGAAGCAGCAAAGUCCAUCGCUGCAGCUACUAGCGCUCUUGUAAAAUCUGCAUCCGCAGCUCAAAGAGAACUGGUGGCACAAGGCAAGGUGGGCUCCAAUCUGGCCAAUGCAGUGGACGAUGGCCAGUGGUCGCAGGGCCUUAUAUCAGCUGCACGUAUGGUAGCAGCAGCAACCAGUAACCUUUGCGAGGCAGCUAACGCCUCAGUGCAGGGCCACGCCAGUGAGGAGAAACUCAUCUGUUCAGCCAAGCAGGUGGCAGCCUCCACAGCCCAGCUGCUGGUGGCCUGCAAGGUGAAGGCUGACCAGGAUUCUGAAGCCAUGAGGAGACUUCAGGGUGCUGGCAAUGCCGUGAAGCGAGCCUCAGACAACCUGGUCAAGGCAGCUCAGAAGGCCGCCUUUGACAAAACCGAGGAUGACAGUGUGGUGGUGAAGACUAAAUUUGUCGGAGGCAUAGCUCAGAUCAUUGCAGCCCAGGAGGAGAUGCUGAGGAAGGAGCGUGAGCUGGAAGAAGCUCGCAAGAAGCUGGCUCAGAUCCGACAGCAGCAAUACAAGUUCCUGCCCAGCGAGCUGAGGGAGGAUGAGGGCUGA
This is a messenger RNA of Menidia menidia (Atlantic silverside), 8073 nucleotides long. Lineage: Eukaryota; Metazoa; Chordata; Actinopteri; Atheriniformes; Atherinopsidae. The record is from the annotation of a GenBank genome assembly.